Telopea speciosissima is the source of this 2328-nucleotide messenger RNA. Its product is annotated as zinc finger protein CONSTANS-LIKE 9. The transcript has 8 exons. Gene Ontology annotation, molecular function: protein binding; zinc ion binding. The record is from RefSeq and is a predicted model, not a curated record. NCBI's taxonomy places the organism in Eukaryota, Viridiplantae, Streptophyta, Magnoliopsida, Proteales, Proteaceae. Bases 294 to 1862 code for a protein of 522 amino acids.
AGAUUUCGUUUCGAGAAAUUCUGUUCUUAGAUCAUUCCGUUAAGAGUUCCGUGUUUCUCGUUGGAAAUGAGAUCUUGUUCAGGAUCCUUUGCCUUUUCAUACUUUGGAUCCUUGAUCAGCGAUCUGUAAAUGAAAAGGAUGCUACCACCAGCUGUUUUCGGGUCUGGGGUUAUCAAUCUAUUGCUAGAUUUGUUUUUAAAUCGUCACAGCUUGAAUUUGAAUUUGGAGUGCAGCAGCAGCAGCAGCCAGAUUUAAAGGUUUUCUGUUUUAGUUUAACAGUAGCAAUUAAACAAAUGGAGAAAUCCUGUGAAUUCUGUGCACAAUCAAGACCAGUUGUUUACUGUAAGGCGGAUGCAGCACAUCUUUGCCUUUCCUGUGAUGCACGGGCUCAUUCAGCAAAUGCUUUAUCCCGACGACACUAUCGAGCCCUUUUCUGUGAAGAUUGCAGAAACCAGCCAGCUUCUGUUCGGUGCUUGGAUCAUCAAAUGUUUAUGUGUCAUGGUUGUGAUGAAAACCUGCAUGAAUCCUCUGCUCAGCAUAAAAAACUAGUGGUGAGUAGUUACAUGGGUUGCCCUUCUGCUAGGGACUUUUCUGUUUUAUGGGGAUAUGACUUGAAUAAACUACGGGCUAAUCGUUCUCAGAAUAUGGCUAUGUCUGCUUCAUCUGGUUCUUUGGCUCCAAGUGCAAAUUUUAUUGGUUCAAAGUCAUGGAUUGAAGGAUCUUCUUUAACAUCUGAAGCAAACUCCAUGAACUCUAUCUUUAGAGCAGAUGGUGAAGUGGGUUCAAGUAAUUUACGAAGCAAGAUGAUUUGUGUAAAUCAACUGCAGCCAGAUAGCGACUUGAUUCUGCAACAGAUUUUAGACCUGGAAAGGCUUCAAUUCAUUGGUGGAAAUGAUCAGUCAGCUUUGAUACAUAGUGCAGUGCAACCUGACAUAUAUUUGACUAAAGAUAAUAUAUAUAUGAAUCAAGAUAAUACUUCAGGGCAGCUCUCUGAAGAUCUUGAUCAGCACUGCCAACAUCCUCAGGGUCUUGGUGCUGAUAUUCAAAUGGAAAGAAUGCAUCAUGAGCUGGUGCAGCCUUUUCCUUUGCCCUUCUCUCAAAUGGGGCUUCUAAACCCUUCCUCAAAUUCUGGUAUUCCAUUGCAUGGUGACACCUAUUGGCAGUGCAAAAUUCCUGCUCAGACUAACCAGGUGUGGUCUCAAAAUAUGCAAGACCUUGGAAUUUGUGAAGAAAUUGACUGCAAUGAUGGUUUUAAUAUUCCUGAUGUUGAUCUCACAUUCCGAAACUAUGAAGAACUUUUUGGAGUUGAUCAAGAUCGAACUAGAUCAGCAUUUCCUGAGAAAGAUGUUGCCUGCUCCUUGACAAAGAAUGAUGUAUCCUUUGAAAGAACAGAACAGGGUUAUACAAGAGCAAUGGAGGAUAUCUCAGUUGCUCAAUCGAUUUGCUUUACUCAGUCAUCUCUUGAGGAGAAGAAAAUUGAUCCCUCUGAUCAAGCUCAUCACUUUGCUGGAAGUAUUGAUUAUGCUCAUACAAUCUGUCCAUCUUACUCAAGUUUGUCGUUCUCUCUUUCAAGGCCCAGCACCGAAAGCAGUGCCUCUGAUUAUCUUGAUAGUGGAAUUUCACCUAACAUUAUGAAAGGGGAACCACCAUGGAAUUCGCCAGAUCUGGAUAAUUCACACUCUGAAGCAAGAGAAAAUGCCAUGAUUAGGUACAAGGAGAAGAAGAAGGCUCGGAUGUAUGAGAAACGAAUUCGAUAUGCUUCUCGGAAAGCUAGAGCUGAUGUACGGAAGCGAAUAAAAGGCCGAUUUGUCAAGGCAGAGGGAUACAAGUCUGACUCUGCUGAUAUGUCAACGAGCUGUUAAGAGGUAUGCUCAUCUUUCUAUAUCAGUUAUUCUUUUCUUCAGCAUUGUGUAUGCAGAAGCCUUGCUAUUGCUCUAAAAUAAAGAAAAUCUGCAAUGCUAAAGGCUCGGUGUUCACUGUUAAUUAAAGGUAUGGAAAAUGAAUCCGAUUUGCUUCUAUGGAAGCUUGAAUUGAUGCAGAAGUGAGUGAGAAAGCCGAUUUGUCAAGGUAGAGGGUAUGCACCUGAUGCAACUGAUAUACAAGUCUGUUGAAAAGUGCUUCCUUUAUCAAUUUCAGUUGCUUCUGUAUAUGAUCAAUCUUAAGAAAAUCAAUAGCAGGUCUGCUGGUUCCAUCCUCUUAUAUGGCUCUAGUAUCAACCUUCUUUUUGUUUUUAUUUAUUUAUUUAUUUAUGUAUGUGUAGCCAUGAUAUGGUUGUAACACAGCCCACAGCUGCAAAGCUGAAGGCUUGGUAUUCAUAAAAGCUCUAAA